CUGCUAGGACAGUUAAUCAUCGAUCACCAUCUGCUCCUGCAUCGCCGUCUUCCUUCUGCUUGCAGAGCUUCCUACAUUCGCCGGCUAUCUCUUAACUCUCUCCCAAGUCCCAACCAACUUCCUCUAGUAAUCUCUCAUGGCAAACUCAGACGAAGAAAAUCAACUUCCGUUUCCUGCAAUCCCUAAAAAUGGCCCCAAUACGAAGAAUUUUUCCAAUGACGACGAUGAAGACGACGACUCCGAGGAAGUUGAUGAUGACGAAGACAACGACGAACGGGAGCUUCCUGCUCGAGUCCAUGAUGUGAUAAUAAGGGGCAAUACGAAAACCAAGGAUUGGGUGAUCGAGGCUGAGGUGGAGGGGAUGAAGAACGCCACGACUAUGCAAGAGCUGGUAGAAGCGGCCAAAAUUGCCAAUGCGAAGCUUCAUAGCCUCCAGAUUUUUGAUGCAGUCAAUAUUAAGCUUGAACCAGGACCACCAGAGUUGGCUAGUACUGCCAAUGUCAUCAUUGAGGUCUCAGAGACCGACAGCAACCCUUCUGGUGAAGUCGGCAUUUAUUCAAAACCCUCGGUUAGUUCUUGGUCUCUCGAAGGUGCGUUAAAGUUCAAAAACUUGUUAGGCUAUGGUGAUCUGUGGGAUGGUUCUCUAGCAUAUGGUCCCAAUCAAACUUCAGAGGUGAGUGUUGGGGUGUUUGUGCCUCGAUUGAAAGGAUUAUUAACCCCUGUUGUGGUACGAGCAUUCAUGCAUUCCCAAGAUUGGCAAGAGUAUUCUUCAUACAAAGAGAGAUCGUCUGGCAUGUCUCUUGGCUUAUUUUCAACUAAGCACCAUGACUUAGUAUACAAUCUUGGAUGGCGUACCAUAACAGAUCCAUCACAAAUAUCAUCCAGAUCUAUUAGGAGGCAGGUUGGACAUAGUUUAUUGUCAUCUUUGAAAUAUACAUUUAAGAUUGACCAGAGGAACUCAACAAUUAGGCCUACAAGAGGAUAUGCUUUUCUUUCUACAACUCAAUUAGGUGGCCUUGCACCAGAUCACAGGAGCUUGCAGUUCCUGCGUCAGGAGUUUGAUGUUCGAUAUGCCAUUCCUUUUGGGUUUUUUCAAACAGCGCUCAACCUUGGGAUCUCUGCUGGUGUCAUUUUUCCAUGGGGCCAUGGGUUCUUGAACAAGCCUUCUCCCCUGCCAGAAAGGUUUUUCUUGGGCGGCGAUUUCUCUCCAGUUUGCGCCCUAGGAGGGCCAACGACAUUAUGGGGAUUCAGGACAAGGGCAUUGGGCCCUAGUGAGCCGCGAAGACAAAGUAGAGAUGGAAAUAAUGAUGACAAUGUCGAUUCCUCUAGAAGGGACUUCAUUGGAGGAGAUCUUGCCGUUACUGCUUUUGCAGACCUCUCUUUCGAUCUUCCAAUCAGCUGGUUAAGAGAACAUGGAAUCCAUGGACAUGUUUUUGCUGGUGCUGGGAAUAUUGCCAAUUUAGCUGAGAAUGAAUACAGGAAGUUCUCUUCUAAAAAAUUUUUGGAAUCAUUUCGAACGUCUGUGGGAUGUGGAAUUGUUAUUCCAACUAAAGUUUUUCGGCUGGAGGGUAAUUUCUACUACAUACUCAGGCAGCAUGAGCAUGAUCGUGGAAAGACUGGUUUUAGGCUGAGUUUCUCGGUUCCUUCAUAGGGCCUAAGAGUUUAGUUUGGUACGUGCUGAGUGAUUUGGCAAUCUGGGCUUGACACACAGCACAAUAAAGCAAUCGAACUUCAUUUUUCAGAUUUACUUUGGAGUUCUUUUUUUUUUUUUUGGGCUCUGCCCCGGGAUAAUCUUUCUCUCUCUCUGUUUUUUUUUUUCCCUUGAUUUAAUUUCAGAUUGAAAUUUUAGAAAAGGGUAUUGUUUUGUGAUAUAUCACCCUUCAAGUUCCAUUAUCAAUAGAUGAUGUUUAUGGCAUAUCAGAAGUCUAUGACAAUCAACUUGCCCACACUAAUGUACUGUUACAAAAUG
Prosopis cineraria is the source of this 1969-nucleotide messenger RNA. RefSeq lists its product as uncharacterized. The transcript is spliced from 4 exons. Lineage: Eukaryota; Viridiplantae; Streptophyta; Magnoliopsida; Fabales; Fabaceae. Gene Ontology annotation, biological process: protein insertion into mitochondrial outer membrane. The record is from RefSeq and is a predicted model, not a curated record. Gene Ontology annotation, cellular component: outer membrane; SAM complex. Bases 137 to 1651 code for a protein of 504 amino acids.